Molecule: messenger RNA, 1722 nt
Organism: Haemonchus placei
Lineage: Eukaryota; Metazoa; Nematoda; Chromadorea; Rhabditida; Trichostrongylidae
Source: the annotation of a GenBank genome assembly
UUGAAAUGGCCAUUUAAAAAUAGAUAUAUACUGCUAUCGUUUCUCAUGCUCGGAACAUCCCGGUCGGAUAUGGGCAGUGUUCUAUUCCAAUAUGAAAGUCUCGUCUCAGUCUUAGGUUACUUUUCCGAAAUUAUCAACGAUUACUCCGCCGAGAAAGGCAUAUGUAUCCUCAUUGAUGGCCGAAAAAUGUCACCGAAAGCGUUGAAAAAUGUUCUACGAGCUUGUCAGCAAGCAUUUUAUCAUAGAAUACGUAUGGCAAUUAUCGUUCAACCAGAUAAAUUCUUUCAUCAACAAAAAAUCAAUUUCGAUCUCAUUAUGGAAGGUUAUGAAUUUCGGACACUGCUUGUAUCUCUACAUAAAUUAUCCAAAUACAUUGACAUAUCACAAUUACCGGAGAUCUUCGGUGGUACAUUCACUUAUGAUGCUGAGAAAUGGUGCGAUGAUCGAGAGGUAAACCUUCUUCAUAGGUGUAUUCGGCUUUUUAUUCAUUUAUUGAUCAAACAUCUGGCAUCUUUACCUCAAAAAGAAGCCGAAUUAUCAAAAAUAACAGCUGAAAAUGAGGAACGAUGUCGAAUGCUCGAAGAACAUGCCGAAGGAGUGAACAGGCUUCUGGAUUGGAUUGAAGGUCCGGGAGAGAAAUGGUUACUGACACUUCAUGAAAUCGGUGAAAAUAAAGAUGAAGCACGACAACUAGUGAAGGAACAUCAACAGUUAGCGUUGAAAAGCAAGGAAAUCGUGUCCCAAGCUGACGAACUAGCGGAAUUAGCAUCCCGUUUGAUGGCGGCAGUACCAGCUCAUUCGAUCACACUUGAGAAGGCUCGGGAACAAGUUCGUGCUUUGGCUAGACAGUACGCAAAUCGUGUGGAAAGGCAAACCGGCAUGGCCAGGCAGAGUGAGGAAUUCCAUACACGUGUUAGCGAUGUGAGUCGGCUCAAGUCAAUUGAUUGCUUUGGGAGUGAAAAGUUGUGUCUCCUAAACUUUGAAGGAGUUCUUUUUGGGAACGCAAUAAAGUGGCUCGAAGAACUGCACGACACCCUUCUGAAGGACUACAAUCAGAUGGGCUGUGCCGAUGAAGACCUCCGCCAUUUACGAGAGGAUCGAAUGAAACUUGAGGAAACUGCAAGAAGCACGUACGAAUAUGGUCGACAGUUGUGCCAGGUGGCAUUGGUCUUACGUAGAUCGCUGAGGAUGGAUGUGAAAAAUCAGGUCAGACCGAAUCCCUGGACUUUAUUUACCAACCAUUACUUCGUAGUUCUAUGGUCAUUUCAGGUUAACCACCGUAUAGAUGAACUUGGUCAAAGAGUAAACGAAGUACGCGACUCACAAUUAAGUCCGGAAAAGGUCUGUGCCGUUGAAAGACGACGUCUCAACAAUGAUAUCCAGGAACUGCGACAUAUUGCUGACAUGUUGAUAGCACAAGUGAACGCCAACCACAAUGUCACACCAGAAGCUCGCCAAGCAGCAAUUUUAUCGAUUCGAAGAAAAGUUGAUGGGGUCGAUUCGGCUCAUCGUCGAAUGGAAAGUCUGUUUGUGGAGACAGCUGCCUCAAGCCGUAGUCAAUCUCUACACCGUCUCUCAAUUGGGCAACAGUCACCAUCAGAAGAAUCACCACGUCAGUACUACCAUGCGACUGGUACAGCUCGACGGCCAUCAGGUCAAAGCCUGCCUCCCGCACAACCUGUGGGUAGUAUACGUCUGAGUGAUACUGAAAGUUACUUAUAA